Messenger RNA from Python bivittatus (Burmese python), 11400 nucleotides. Lineage: Eukaryota; Metazoa; Chordata; Lepidosauria; Squamata; Pythonidae. The record is from RefSeq and is a predicted model, not a curated record.
AUGCUAUUCAUUAUAUUCCAGGUACAAGAAUGGUUAUGCUUAAAUUGCCAGACUCAAAGGGCACUAUCAGGACAACUUGGGGAUAUAGAAAAAAUUACACCUCCGGUACUUCCAAAAUCAUCAGUCAAACCAUCAAAUGUUCUUCAAAGUCAGUCUAAACCUGCUGAGUCACACCACCAACAAAAGACUUCAGCAAAACCUGCCCUGGUGCCUGAAAAACCAAAAAUUGGUUCAGAAAUUCAGAAAGAAGAUCCAAAGAUUAAGAAGGACACACUUUUAGCAAAAACAUUUACUGGUAGAAUCCAGGAAGAAAUUAUUCAAACUGAUAUUUCAAAGUUUUCAGAAGAAAAAUUGGCAAAAACAACAUCUGCUGAUAAAAUCAUUCAAGGAAUUUCAAGGGAAGAUUCAAAAAUUGAAAAGGAAAAAUUGGGAAAAUCAUCAUCUGCUGAUCAAAUUCUUAAAAAAGAGUCAAAACUGACCACAGUUGAUAAGAUUUCAGGAAAUAUACACGUGGGACAGGCAAAAAUAUCUUCUCAUGUACACCCAGAACUUCAACAGGUUAAAUUGACCAAAGGUGAGCAAACUCAGAAGGAGGACCCAAAGAUUCAAGUCAAAUUACUAUCUGCUGAUCAGAAUCAGAAGGAUCAGGUGAAUUUGGAAAAAAUACCAUCAGCUGGUAAAAUCCUGCAAGAAGUUCAAAAGCAAGAUCCAAAGCUUUAUCAAGAAAAAAUGACUAAAGUAGCCUCAGAUGGUGAAAUUAUGAAAGUUGAACCAAAAUUUCAGCAGGCAAAAUUGGCCAAAAUACUAUCCUCUGAUCAAAUUCAGAAAGAAGAUUCAAAACGAAUUCCAGCAAAAAUAGUGAAAACAACCUCUGCUGAUCAGCUGUCAAAAGAUUCUGUGAAAUUUAAGGAACCAAAACAAGUAAAAUUGCCUAUGAUGGAAUCAAUUUCUUCCAAGACAAGUAGCAUCCAGACACAGCUGUCACAAGACUCAGCUCACCUCUCUGAAAUCAAACAGAAACCAAAACAAGAACAAUUAUUUGAAGAAAAGCCAGAAGCUGAAAUGCUUCUAGAAACAAAACAGCAGGAGGAUUCCUCGAUAUGUAUGUCAGAAACCAUCUCAAAAACUCAUAAAUUACCCAAGGAAAAUAUUUCAGCUCUCCCAGUAUCAUUACCAAAAUCUUAUCCUGUGGAGUCACUGAGAGAAAAAACAGAAAAAGAAGAUGACAAAUCAGAUAUAUCAAGUUCACAGCAGCAAAAAAGUCCUCAAGGUUUAAGUGAUACAGGAUAUUCAUCUGAUGGAGUCUCAAGUUCACUUGGUGAAAUUCCAAGUCUUACUCAAACUGACGAAAAAGAUAUGCUGAAAGAGCCUUGUAAAAAAGAAUCUCUUUCACAGGAGGGAAGCCCAACUAGCCCCUCUGAUCUUGCUAAGCUAGAAAGCACUGUCUUGUCAAUUCUGGAAGCUCGGGUAACAAGUCUGGCUGAAGAGAAGUCUGGAAGGACCAAAGAUCUUUAUACUGAACAGACAAAAGACUCUCAUGAAACAGCACUCUUGCCUAUCACCUCAGAAUCGUUCAGUUCUGAGGAGGAGGAUUUGACAAAACCAAAUAUUCAAGGUGAAGGAGAUCCUGAACAAGGCAGUAAACAAACUUUGCCAUCUCAGAAAGGACCCAAGCAGACAGCAGGGAUAACAGAAAAUGUAUCACCCACAAGGCAAAGAUAUGACUCUGUAGAAGACAGCAGUGAGAGUGAGAAUUCACCUGUCCCACAAAGAAAAAGACAGGCUAGUAUUAGUUCUUCAAGCAGUGAUGAAUAUAAACCAGAAGAUAGUCCAGGUUCAGGUGAUGAUGAAGAUUUCAUUCGAAAACAGAUCAUGGAGAUGAGUGCUGAUGAGGAUGCUUCAGGUUCCGAAGAUGAAGAAUUCAUCAGAAAACAGUUAAAAGAAAUUAGUACAAAUGAAACUCAGAAGAAGGAAGAAGUUAAAAUUAAAAAAGGAAUAGGUGGAAAACAUAAGAGGGUAUCACGUAAAAGUAGCACAGGCUAUGAUGAGGAUUCUGGAAGACGCCAUUCCUGGCACGAUGAUGAUGAUGAUGAUGAGACUUUUGAUGAAAGUCCAGGACCCAAAUAUAGAGAGACAAAAAGUCAAGAGAGUGAAGAAAUUACUGCAACUGGAGGAGGAGGUCUUCGUCGCUUCAAAACAAUAGAACUUAACAGUACAAUUACAAAUAAAUUUUCUGAGGAAUCAGAAACACCAAAGAGAAGUUUAUAUUUUGAUGAAGAGCCAGAAUUAGAAAUGGAGAGUCUUACAGAUUCACCAGAGGAUAGAUCACGGGGAGAAGGAUCUUCUAGUUUGCAUGCCUCCAGUUUCACCCCAGGUACAUCUCCUACAUCUGUUUCAUCCUUUGAUGAAGAUAGUGAUAGCAGUCCCAGUCAUAAAAAAAUGGGGGGAGAAAGUAAGCAGCAGCGUAAAGCCAGACAUCGGACACAUGGACCUCUUCUUCCAACGAUUGAAGAUUCUUCUGAGGAAGAGGAACUUAGGGAGGAGGAAGAGCUGCUGAAAGAGCAAGAAAAACAGCGUGAACUAGAACAGCAACAAAGAAAGAGCUCUAGCAAAAAAUCUAAGAAAGAUAAAGAUGAGCUCAGAGCCCAGAGAAGAAGAGAACGACCAAAAACACCACCAAGUAAUCUUUCUCCUAUUGAGGAUGCAUCUCCAACAGAAGAAUUGCGUCAGGCAGCAGAAAUGGAGGAACUACAUCGAUCUUCCUGUUCUGAAUAUUCACCAAGUAUUGAGUCCGACCCUGAAGCUUUUGAAAUCAGUCCAGAAAAAAUAAUAGAAGUGCAGAAGGUUUACAGAUUACCAACAGCUGUCUCACUGUAUUCUCCUACAGAAGAACAGCCCAUUGGAAUGUUCAAACAAGGGAAUAAUCAAAAGAUUUUAAAAAGUGCAGAAGAGGUAUAUGAAGAAAUACUGCAUGCGUCCCAGAAGGCCAGACAACUUCCAGAUGAAAAUGAAAGAGAAGAAGUGUUUGAAAAAGAACCUUUAUAUGGUGGCAUGCUAAUAGAAGACUAUAUUUAUGAAUCUUUAGUAGAAGAUGCAUACAACGGGGCUACAGAGUCUAAUCUCAUAACAAAACAAGAUGAGUGUGAUGAAUUUAGGCAAGAAAAAGACAAAGAGAAAAAAACACCUCCAGAGCAAAUGUAUGAAGAACCAGUACAAAAACCCAUUGAUUUACAAAACACCUAUUAUAGGAUAGAGCUUUUGCAUUCAAUUAUGCCUCAAGAAGAUAUUGUCUCUAGCUCUUAUAUCAUGCCAGAAAGCCAUGAAAUAAUUGUACUGGACAAUGUCGCACCAACUUCAAGUGAUGAAAAACAGCUGCUAGAUGCAGAUGCUGUUUAUGAAGAACUUAUGAAGCGGCAUAGAAUACAGUUGACCCCAGGCUCCAGUCCUACUCAGUCAACUCCUGAAUUAGUUUCCAUCUCAAAGAGAAGUAUAUCUGGAGAAGCAAUAGAUAGUAACUCACUAAUUUUAAGCACUUCUUCAGCAAUUUCAGACAUAACUUCAGUAAGCUCUGUAGUGCUUCCCAUUCCAGAUGUAAAAAUUACCCAGCACUUUUCAGUUGAAGAAACAGAGGAUAAUUAUUUUACUGAUUAUGCCCAUGAGGUGGAAGAAAUUAUUUCCCAAGAAACAUCCAUGUUGACAUACUCAGAGGCCUCAGAAAGUGCCACUCCUGUUUUGCCUUCUGAUACAUGUUCUCUUACAUCAUCUACAUCUUCUGUUUACACCACCGACAGUACUUCACCAGUAGCUGGAUCAGAUGGCAUAGCUCCCAUUUAUAAAGAUUCAGUAGAUGCUCUUAGUGGGCUAUCAGAUUCAGAAGGGAUCAUUUCAGUGACACAGGCUACUAUAAUUUCCCAAAGUGAGAACUAUGAACCUCUUAUGUUAUCCCCCAAGAAGGCACUCAUAGCCAAAGAUCUAACUGAUACCAGUCAGGUAUUGGUUACUCUUCCUGAAACUGACUCCUUUGUAUCAACUUCUGUAGAAACAAAGCCCAGAAAUGUUGUCUCUGCCUCUCCUGUCUUGGCAGAAGAUGGCAAAGCUGGAAGAGACAUAUCAAAGUUUAAUGAUCUGAAAAGACUUUAUGAAGAUGAAUAUUCAAGGGUUUCCAUUAAUAUGACAGGAAUAGAUGCUGUAUCUGACCAAGAAUUUACCUGCAUAGUUCCAGUCACUGCAUUAUAUUCUGUUUCUUCUAUUAUUCCUGUACUGUCAUCUGAAGGUUCUACAGUUUCCACUGCUACAUCCAAAACAUUUUUGGAAAGAUCUUUUGUUCAUCCCUCUCCACCAUAUCCUCCUCCUCCACCACCACCACCACCCCCUCCACCACCACCACUUCCCCCACCUAUUCUACCAAAGCCAGCUAUUUAUCCUAAAAAGAAGCCACCAGUUAAAACUGCAGUGACCACAGCUCCCACCAUGUCAUCCAUUAGUACUGCCAAAAUAGCAGAGACCUCUGCUAUAAAAACUAAUGUAUCUCCUGUCACAAAAAUAUACACAUCAACACCACCUCCCGUCCCACCUAAACCAGCUUUAAUUCCAGCAGGACUUGUAUUUGCACACAGACCUUCUGAAAUAAUAAAGCCUCCUAUUGCUCCUAAACCAACCAUUCCUCAGUUACCAGUAGCUGUUCAUAAACCAAUAGAAACACAGUCAAAACCAGAAGGUUUGUCUUUUACCAGCUGUAUGACUUUGAACUUGGUUUCCCCUGUUGAAUACAAAUUGACCUCUCCCACAUCCCCAUCAUCUCCACAUUCUAAUAAAUCAUCUCCAAGGUUGUCCAAACCUUCUCAGGAAACCUAUGUUGUUAUCACAUUGCCCUCUGAGCCUGGAACUCCAACAGAAUCCAGUACCAGUCAAGCAAUUACCAGUUGGCCUUCAGGUUCACCCCUUAAGGAACAAGCUCCAGAAUCUAUACAAACAUUGUUCAUGCCAUCUAUAAGUUCACUGCAAAUGCAAAGUAUAACAGAUCAAAGCAAGAAUACACCAGAUGCUUUGAAUGCUAUUUCUUCUAUUCCUAUCACUACUCCUGCACGGACAAUUUUUGGCAUGGUACCUAAUUCCACAACAGAACUAAUAACAACAGAGAUUGCAAGGACUACAGUGUCUUUGGUAAAAAAUGUUGGAUUAGAUAGUGUUUCUAUAACUAUACCCCCAGACCCAGCACAUGUAGUAGAGCAAACCAAAUAUAGAGAAAAUGGAAGAUCGCAUGUCUUUGGUGAUGUUAUGGAUCUCCGUACCUUGACUAAAACUGAUAUUGAGAGAAUGGAUAGUUGUAUGGACCUAUCUGCUGCUCCCACAGAAGUGAGAAGUCAAAUGACUGCAAGUGACGCUUCUGGGCAGUCAGUAAGCACAGUUGAACCAGGGAUCAUAAAUCUUAGUACUGUGUCUGUGGUCAAUCUCUCUUUAGCUCCAGUUGCUGAUGCCAUUUCAGUAGUGACCUGUGCAUCUACUCUAAGUUAUAGUACAAGUAUAGAAAGUCUUAUAGACCUUGGACAUGGAGUGACAACUCCACUUCAUUUAACAACAUCAAAACAUUUUGAACCUGGACCUGGAAUAACAGGAAGUCAGACCCCCUCUGCAGACAGAGAAGAAGCACCAAUAAAUCUGUCCCUUGGUACUCCCACAUAUGCACUCACAUGGGCCGCAACAAAGCCUGUUACUGAGGUACCAAAUGGUUGUAUCAAUGCUUCUGCUGCUCACAAAGCUAUGGACAGUGAAGUAGUUGACCUGAGCACUACAAAAUCCUACAGAACGAGGGUGACAGUUGAUGAAACAACUUCAGGAUUUUUUACAACUGUAAUAGAUGAUGAAAAACCUGUAGAUUUGACUGCAGGGAGAAGGGCUGUUUGUUGUGAUAUGAUCUACAAAUUACCAUUUGGGAGGAGCUGCACCGCUAAAGCACCAGCAACUACACUACCAGAAGAUCGUUUUGGUUACAGGGAUGAUCACUAUCAGUAUGAUCGUUCUGGGUCCUAUGGUUACAGAGGAAUUGGGGGUAUGAAACCUUCUAUGUCAGAUACCAAUUUAUCAGAAGCUGGACUUUUUCAGUAUAAAAGCAAGAAUACCUUUGAGUACCAAGUUGGGGCAGCUGAUAUAGCGGUAGACUUAACUUCUGGCAGAGUUACAACAGGUGAAAUUAUGGAUUAUUCAAGCAAGAUUACUGAUCCAUAUCCAGAGACCCGGCAUGUGAUUUCUGGCAUUAGUGCACCUCAAUAUUCCCAAGCAAGAAUGGUAUCAUCCUUAGGAUCCCCAUAUGGAAGUGUUUUGAGAUCAUCCAAUGGGGUUGUUUAUUCAUCAGUUGCAGCUCCAAUCCCAUCUACAUUUGCUAUUACAACACAGCCUGGUUCUAUUUUCAGUACUUCAGUUCGAGACCUGUCUUCUCUUCAUACAAUUGAUUCAAUGCCUUCAUUAUCAAACUUGCAACAGAGCCAGGCACUCCCAAGAUCAUUACAUUUUUUGACAACAAUAGCCUCUGAAAAAGACAGUUCAAUUACUGGCAUCGACCCUGGAAUACAACCUCUCCCUCUAGAAACUAUUACUACUGAGCCAACAUUGCCUGUCUUUAGUACGUCUUCUGAAGCUUUUAUAGAUGGAACUGAAGAUGAAGGAACAGUUCUCAUUGGCCCUGAAGAAGACAAACAACAGCAUCUUGACCUAGAACGUGAGCUUCUAGAGCUUGAAAAACUGAAGCAGCAGCGUUUUGCAGAAGAGCUAGAAUGGGAACGUCAAGAAAUACAAAGGUUUAGAGAACAAGAGCAGUUCAUGGUUCAGAAGAAGCUUGAGGAAUUGCAUUCUAUGAAGCACCAUCUUCUCUAUCAGCAGGAAGAAGAGAGGCAAGCUCAGUUCAUGAUGAGACAAGAAACAUUGGCUCAGCAGCAGUUACAUAUUGAACAAAUCCAACAACUUCAACAGCAGCUUCACCAGCACUUAGAAGAGCAAAAAAUCCACCAGAUCUAUCAAUAUAAUUAUGAUCCUUCUGGAACUGUGUCCCCACAAACAACCACAGAUCAAGUCCUUCUUGAUGGCCAAUAUACUGCAAACAACCAGUUCUGGCCUAGUGAGGAGGUGACAACCACUACUUCUGCUAUCCUGGGGAUUGAGAUUCCAGAGAGCCAAGGAUGGUAUACUGUUCAAUCAGAUGGUAUUACUCAAUACAUUCCCAAGCCAGGGAUGUUAAGUUCUGUUUCCGAGAUAUCUCUUAAAGACAUGGAUGUGAGAGAGGAAAAACAACUAAAAAAGAAGAGUUCCACACCAAAGCUGCAUGGCCUUUAUGAAGAACAUGAUGAAGGCACUGAAGGUGAACCCAGGGGUCUUAAAAAAAUAGUAGAGAGCAGUGUUCAAACUGAUGAUGAGGAUAGUGCAGACAUAGGCUAUGCAGACAGGAGACGUAGAACUAAAAAGAGCGUUGAUACAAGUGUUCAGACGGAUGAUGAGGAUCAAGAUGAAUGGGAUCCUACCAACAGAUCAAGAAGAAAGACUCGUGUAGGGAAAUAUGAAGGGACCACUGAAGUGGACAAGGCUAAACCAUUUUCCAAAGUCUCCAGUAUUGCAGUGCAGACUGUGGCAGAGAUAUCUGUACAAACUGAGCCUAUGGGGACAAUAAGGACUCCAUCAGUAAGGGCCCAGUUAGAUGCAAAGAUAGAAAUAGUCAAACACAUUUCAGCUCCAGAAAAGACAUACAAAGGAGGAAGUUUGGGAUGUCAGACAGAAACAGAUUCAGAUACCCAGAGUCCCCAAUAUCAUAAAGUCACUUCCCCUCAGAAAGAUAAAAAGCGCCCAAUGCCAUUAGAAAUAGGAUAUUCAUCCCAUCUUCAUCCAGAAACCACACUUCAGGUAGUUCCUUCAGCUCCUAAAUCUCCCAAAGUCCUCUAUUCUCCCAUUUCACCUGUUUCUCCAGCUGCAGUCAUGGAGUCUGCCUUUGUACCCUAUGAGAAGUUGAUUGCUGAAGAUAUUAGUCCUCAGAAAAUUCUACAUGCCGAUGUCACUACGGUUCCUCAGUUGAGCCCAAAGUCUGCCAAGGUGAUCCAGCGCUCUUUGUCUGACCCUAAGCCUCUAAGCCCCACAGCUGAAGAUCUUUCCAGAGCUCAUUUCCAGUACACAGAUGGUUUUUUGCAAGCUAAAGAACCUUCAAGUGCAGCAUCAUCAGGAAUGCAGAAAAAGGUCAAAAGAACUCUACCCAACCCACCUCCAGAGGAUGUUGCAGUCGGAACACAAUCAGCCUUCCCCACUGUUGGGUCAAUUUCACGCCGAAGGAUAUGCAGAAGCAAUACCAUGGCCAGAGCUAAAAUCCUCCAGGAUAUAGACAGAGAACUAGAUUUGGUAGAAAGAGAGUCUGCUAAGCUUCGCAAAAAACAAGCAGAGCUUGAUGAAGAAGAAAAAGAAAUAGAUGCAAAACUCCGGUAUCUAGAAAUGGGCAUAAAUCGACGUAAAGAAGCCCUGCUAAAAGAAAGAGAAAAGAGGGAAAGAGCCUACCUGCAAGGUGUUGCAGAGGAGCGUGAUUAUAUGUCUGAUAGUGAAGUUAGCAGCACCAGGCCUACCAGGGUAGAAUCCCAACAUGGCUUGGAAAGACCAAGAACUGCACCCCAAACAGAAUUUGAUCAAUUUAUACCCCCACAGACACAGCCAGAAACUCAAUUUGCAACUCCUACAAGUCCUUAUACUCAGUAUCAAUAUUCUUCACCUGCCAUUCCUACUCAGGCACCAACUCAGUAUACUCAGCAAUCACAUUACCAGCAGCCGCAGCCUUUAUAUCAACAGCAGGUUUCGCCCUAUCAGACUCAAACUGUGGUGACCAUGUCCUUUACACCUCAAGCUCAACCACCACCAACUUUACAACCUUCCUAUCAGCUCUCAUCACCAUUGAUGAUGAUUCCACAAAAGACAAGGCAAACUCCAUUAUACCUGGAUCCCAAGAUAACAACAAAUUAUGAUGUAAUUCACAAUCCACCUCUCAUGAUAGCACCUGCUUCCUCUGAUAAUUCAUAUUCAGUGCCUCAUUUGGGUACCAAGUAUAGCACUUUGGAUUUAAGAAUGGGACUGGAUGAAAGGAGCAGCAUGGCCAGUAGUCCCAUCUCAAGCAUAUCUGGUGACUCAUUCUAUGCAGACAUUGACCACCACAGUACACGCAGUUAUGUGCUGAUUGAUGAUAUUGGGGAUCUCGCUAAAGAAACAUCAACCCUAAGUUCUGCAUAUGGUCUACAUGAAAAGGAUCUCAGCAAAACUGAUAGGCUCCUUCGAACCACCGAGGCUCGGAGAGUACAAGAAGUCUCAGAUUUCCUUGCACCACUACAAACUUCUCCAAGACUGCAUAGCUACAUGAAAACUGAUGAAGACCCAAUGGAGGAUCCUUAUGAAUUGAAACUUCUAAAACAUCAGAUCAAACAGGAGUUUCGAAGAGGUGCAGAAAGCAUGGAUCACUUGGCUGGCCUCUCACACUAUUAUCACGCAGAUACUAAUUACAGACAUUUCCCCAAAUCUGAGAAAUAUAGCAUAAGCAGGCUUACUUUAGAAAAGCAAGCUGCCAAGCAGCUUCCAGCAGCCCUUCUUUAUCAGAAGCAAUCAAAGCACAAAAAAGCUUUGAUAGAUCCUAAAUUAUCUAAAUUUUCACCAAUUCAGGAAAGCAGAGACCUUGAGCUUGAUUAUUCAACCUAUUUGACUUCCAAUAUAUCAUCAGUUGGUAGUAUCACUUCCAAAGCAAAGCUCCUCCAAGAUGACCUAACAUUUGGCCUUCGAAAAAAUAUUACAGACCAACAGAAGUACAUAGGUCCAAGUUUAACUCAUUCCCUUGGAACAAGCCUCGGGGCAGCACUGAGUGUAACAAUGAGAUCAACUUUACAAGAUGAUGCUGACAAAUCUUAUGCCAGUGCUACUAGAUCUAGACCUUCCUCACGGCCAUCCUCUGUCUAUGGGCUUGACUUAUCACUAAAACGAGAUACUUCCAGCUCUUCUUUAAGAUUGAAAGCCCAAGAAGCUGAACCUCUAGAUGUUUCCUUCAGCCAUGUAGCUCCUUCUGGAAGAACUAAACCUACCAGUCUACCUAUAAGUCAAAGCAGAGGAAGGAUUCCAAUAGUAGCACAGAACUCAGAAGAAGAGAGUCCUUUAAGUCCAGUGGGCCAGCCAAUGGGAAUGGCAAGAGCAGCAGCUGGGCCAUUACCACCUAUAUCUGCAGACACUAGGGACCAGUUCGGCUCAAGCCAUUCAUUGCCUGAAGUCCAACAGCAUAUGAGGGAGGAAUCACGAGCUCGAGGCUAUGAUCGAGAUAUUGCUUUCUUCAUGGAUGACUUCCAGCAUGCCAUGUCAGAUAGUGAAGCCUACCACCUGCGUCAGGAAGAAACAGAUUGGUUCGACAAACCCCGAGAGCCUCGUCUUGAGAAUGGACCUGGUUUUGACAGAAGACUGCCAGAUAAGUUAGCCCACUCAAGACCACCAAGUCAGCAUCAAGACCAAAUUAUUGGGAAGCCUAUCCAAUACAUCUUUCCCCAUGCAAGGCUGAAGCUGUUGAGAGACCCGAAGGAUCACUCUGUUUCAGGCAAUGGACUUGGGAUCCGAGUUGUAGGUGGGAAAGAAAUUCCUGGAACCAGUGGAGAAAUUGGCGCUUACAUUGCAAGGAUUCUACCAGGUGGAAGUGCUGAGCAAACGGGGAAACUUAUGGAAGGCAUGCAGGUGCUGGAAUGGAAUGGCAUUCCCUUGACAGGCAAGACCUACGAAGAGGUCCAGAGCAUCAUCAGUCUACAGAGUGGGGAAGCUGAAAUAUGUGUAAGACUGAAUAUAAGCAUGCUGUCAGAUGGCGAGAGUUCACAACAUCUGGAAUUGCUUGAGCCAGGAAAGACUGUGGAUAAAACAAAAUCCCCAGGAGUUGAUCCUAAGCAGCUGGCUGCAGAACUGCAAAAGGUUUCUCUGCAACAGACUCCCCUGAUUGCCUCUUCAGCAAUGGAGAAGGGGUCCCAUGCACAUUCUGGGACAACAUCAGCCACCUCCAGUUCUGUUCCUAGCCCUGGGCAACCUGGUUCUCCUUCAAUUAGCAAGAAACGACACAGUAACAAGCCUACUGAAGCCUCAAAGUGUGGUUCCCAUCCAAUAACUGGAGAAAUUCAGCUUCAAAUCAACUAUGACAAGCACCUUGGUAAUUUGAUUAUUCACGUCCUUCAAGCAAGAAACCUUGCCUCCCGUGACAACAAUGGUUAUUCUGACCCUUUUGUCAAAGUUUACCUUCUACCAGGAAGAGGCCAAGUCAUGGUGGUCCAGAAUGCAAGUGUUGAGAACAAGAGAAAGACAAAAUAUAUACAGAAAAGCUUGAAUCCUGAAUGGAACCAGACUGUUAUUUAUAAAAGCAUCUUCAUGGAGCAG